AUGGGCUGCGCGGGCGUCCUCGUGACUCCCACUGUGCUCGACAGCACCAGCGGACAGACCUGGGACACCAUCCUGCAGGAGAACCCGUGGCUCAAGACCACCAAUCUUGUGGCCAAGCCGGAUCAGCUCAUCAAGCGUCGUGGCAAGGCAGGACUCAUCGCUGUGAACAAGACUUUUGACGAGGCCAAGCAGUGGGUCAUGGAUCGCAUGUGCAAGGAGCAGCAGGUGGAGCACGUCACCGGGCAGUUGAACCACUUCCUGAUCGAGCCUUUUGUGCCUCACAAGCAGGAGCAGGAGCACUACAUCUGCAUGCUUUCCCACCGCUACCAUGACGAGAUCCUGUUCUACCACGAGGGUGGCGUGGAUGUGGGCGAUGUGGACGCCAAGGCAGAGAAGUUGGAGCUGCCAUACGGCGAGAAGCUGACCGAGGCCAUUGUCUUGGAGAAGCUGUUGAGCAAGAUGCCGGCUGCGAAGAAGGCCAACAUGGCAUCCUUCGUCCUCAGCCUGUACAAGUUCUACACAGACCUGCAUUUCGCUUACCUUGAGAUCAACCCAUUGGUCAUGCUGGAUGACAACACUGUGAUCCCGCUCGACAUGGCGGCCAAGAUCGAUGAGACUGCGAACUUCCUCUGCGCGCAGAAGUGGGGAGAGCUUGACUGGCCUCCUCCUUUUGGCCGUGCGGCCUACCCAGAGGAGGCGCUCAUCCGCGACAUGGAUGGCAAGACCGGUGCCUCUUUGAAGCUGACCAUCCUCAACGAGAAGGGCAGGGUUUGGACGAUGGUUGCCGGCGGAGGUGCCUCCGUCGUCUACGCUGACACCGUGGCAGACUAUGGCAUGGGCAACGAGCUCGCAAACUACGGUGAAUACUCCGGAGCUCCUUCCACGGAGGAGACCUUCGUCUAUGCCAAGACCUUGCUUUCAUUGAUGAUGAAAUACAGGCAUCCGGACGGUAAGUAUCUCAUCAUUGGCGGCGGCAUUGCCAACUUCACGGACGUGGCGGCGACCUUCACAGGUCUCAUCAAAGCCCUGCAGGAGUACGCAGAGGACAUCAAGGAGCACAAGAUCAAGAUCUACAUCCGCCGAGCUGGGCCAAACUACCUCGAGGGCCUCAGGAAGGUCAAGGCUGCCAGCGACAAGCUUGGCCUGGGCAUCAAGGUCUAUGGGCCAGAGACUCACAUCACCGCUGUCAUCCCAAUGGCCUUGGGCCUCAUCCAGCCUCUCCCGGAGCCCGACCUUUCGGCACCCUGCGGACCCCCAGUCCGUCCGCUUGUCGACAUGAAGGGCAAGAAGCCGACUCCCAAGGGUCACCCAGCCCCUCCAGCCGGCACCAAGCACACUCUCGUGACCGCCACGCCGGAGACCACCUGCAUCGUGUACGGCAUGCAGAAUCGAGCCGUCCAGGGUAUGCUGGACUUCGACUUCAUGUGCAAGCGAAAGAAGCCCUCUGUGGAAGCCAUGAUCUUCCCGUUCUCCGGCAAUCACUACGUCAAGUUCUACUGGGGUACUGAGGAAGUCUUGAUGCCCGUCUACACGACCACGAAGGAGGCCGUGCAGAAGCAUCCCAGCGUCUCCGUCUUUGUCAACUUCGCUUCUUUCCGCUCCGUGCAUGAGACGUCCAUGGAGGCAAUGAGCCACUCCAACCUCAAGACCAUCGCCAUCAUUGCCGAGGGUGUCCCGGAGCAGCAGACGAGGGAGAUCAUCAAGGUUGCCGAAGCCAAGGGAGUAGGCAUCAUCGGCCCUGCCACGGUCGGCGGGAUCAAGCCCGGAUGCCUCCGUAUCGGCAACACCGGAGGAAUGUUGGACAACAUUGUCAUGUCUCGCCUCUACCGACCCGGAUCGGUGGCCUAUGUCUCCAAGUCUGGUGGCAUGUCCAACGAGCUCAACAACAUCGUUUGCCGCAACUCUAACGGUGUCUACGAGGGUGUUGCAAUCGGCGGUGACCGUUACCCGGGCAGCCGCUUCCUCGACCACUUCCUCCGCUACCAGGACGACCCCAAGGCCAAGAUGCUCCUGCUCCUGGGAGAGGUGGGUGGCUUGGAUGAGUACGACCUCAUUGAGGCCGUCAAGAAGGGCCGCAUCACGAAGCCUGUGGUUGCCUGGUGCGUGGGAACCUGCGCAUCCUGCUUCACAACGGAG
Messenger RNA from Symbiodinium pilosum, 2136 nucleotides. NCBI's taxonomy places the organism in Eukaryota, Dinophyceae, Suessiales, Symbiodiniaceae. The record is from the annotation of a GenBank genome assembly.